AAGAACUGGAUUUUAUUCGAGUUGAAUCUAGAGAGAGUAUUCUUAGGCUGGUGGGAAAAAAGUGAAUACGGCCACAAGUUGAAUAGGGACGCCGACGUCGAUUUAGGGCGCCCACGAGUCCUCUGCAAAGCCUGUCUUACCCUACUUGAUCAUCCACAGUACAAAGGAAAUGGGACAAGUGCUAUGAGAAAGAAGAGAGGGUCUCAUCAAACUCUGAUUUCCGAUUCGCUACAAAACCAUUCCAUAAGAGAGUUACCUAAUAUAGACAAGGAGCAGUUGUUAAAGACCAUCACCUGUCUUCGGUUACCAUUUCAAACAGUAGAGAACCCUGUGUUCCAGAGACUACUAAACCUCGUAUACUCAGGACCUAAGGUACUAGAACUUCCGUCAGCGAAAACCCUACGAAGACGGCUCCGCGACGUAGUUACAGUUCAACAGGAGUCGCAGUUACGAGAUCUGCCUAAUAACGCUAAGCAAGCGUUUAUAGCAAUUACGGUUUAUUUCAUUGACAAAGAUUGGAAUUACCGGGAGAUGCUUCUUAGCUUUGAACCGUUACACGGUCCUCACACCGGGAGCAACCUUAGUGAUGUUCUCCAUCAGUUACUGAAGGAACGCGGACUCUUAGAUCGCAUCUUUAGCGUCACUACAGAUAAUGCGACCAACAAUAAGACUUUGAUCCGCGCUUUACAAGAGAAGUUGAUCUCCGCUAGUGUAAUUAGCUCCAGGGAAUCCAUAAUCCGGGUCCCUUGGCAUAUUAAAGUAGCGCCUAAGAAUAAAGAGGUAAAGACUUUUUGGUCAGAUACACAAGCCAUCGGAUUAAGGGACUUAGCGAAUCACGGAAAUAUAGCUUAUACCCUAGCAAAGGUGAGCUUGAAGUUUUUAUGGACAAUGGAAAUCCAGAAGAAUUCCACGUUUUUAAUACUUCGCCGUGCGCGUCGACUAAGGAACAUCAUCGAUAAAUACUGUAGUGACCAUAAAUACUCGCAGUUCAAGAUCACCGACGUUAAAUAG
Molecule: messenger RNA, 1011 nt
Organism: Penicillium cataractarum
Lineage: Eukaryota; Fungi; Ascomycota; Eurotiomycetes; Eurotiales; Aspergillaceae
Exons: 7
Source: RefSeq, a predicted model, not a curated record